AUGACAAAUACUACUACUACUUCGAAUUCUGUGUCUUCUCGGAGCCGAGCCAUUCCCUUGAAUAGUGCAGUUGCUCCACACUUAGCAAUAAUGUCUAGUUCCUCUGCUUCACCAUAUCCUCCACUACCUGCAACAAUGACCAAUCCACCCCCUAUCGUGCAAUAUCCAACUUUAACAGCUGGUCAAGCUAGUUCAACGUAUUUACGAUCAAACAUUAAUCCAGUCAACGCGGCUUCAACCGCACACGCGAUUGGUUCUUCUACACAUUCGACUUAUUAUAACCAUCCACUCGCUUCUUCUUCAGCUCUUCCCAUGAACUUGUCUAACUCAAGCACACAGUUGAAGUCCGCACCUCCAAAACCUAAACUUCCGGAAUACCUUGCUAACACAAGCUUUGCAGAGCUGUAUAAUAAAGCGCAUGCGGAAAAGUUUUCAGGGGACAAUAGUGAAGAAAAAGCGCGAUUAUGGCAUGUAAUUAACGCAACGCCGAUGCCACCAGUUUCAUCUCCUCUCGCUUCUGCACCUAUCUCCCAAGCCGCAUCAGAAGCAAAUCUUACAGCCAAUGCACAUCAGCUUAUUUUAUCAUACCUUAUUCACCACGGAUUUAGUGAAACUGCCAAGGCAUUCUCUAGAGAUGCUGUACGGAUUUCUCAAACAUACAACAAUGAAAUGAAUGAAAUGGAGGGUGUAGAAAGUGAAAAUCCGUCGGUAGAUAUGGAUAUGGAUAUGUUGAAUCGGCAGAGAAAUAUUGACCUUGCUAUUGAAUUAACUGAUAAAUGCUACUCUGAUGUUUUACAAUCUAAUGAUGAUAUUCUUUUCCAACUUCGAUGCCGUAAAUUUAUUGAAAUGAUAGGCGCUUGUGCGGGAACCAAAAUAACGUUAUCAGAUAAUGAAGAUGUUAGUAUAAAGGUUGAUAAUAGUCAUACAAUGAGUGAAGAAGAUGAUACUGAUGAUGAAGAAGUUAAUGAAAGCACUGAGGAAGAUGAAGACGAUGAUGACGAAGAGGAUGAAGAUGAUGAGUAUAAAGAUGCAAUGGAUGUUGAUGAGUUCAGUGCCAUUAUUUCUCAAAGUGAUUGUGAGUCAGACGAUGAGAUAGAUGGUCCAUUGACUCCACAUAAGAAGAGAAGAGUGCCUAAAAGACGAAAAGUUACAUUGGGAUUGGAUGGAUUAGAUGAUGCAAUGAAGGCAGCAUUAAAAUUUGGUUGUGAGUUACAUGAUGAUUACCGUGACGAUGAUCGUGAAGAAAUAAAAAAUGCUCUAAAGGAUGCAUUUUCAUUAAUGGCAUACGAUGAUCCCCGCAUUAGCUGUGUGGCGCAUUUACUUGACCCUUCUGGUCGAGAACCGGUCGCAAAUGCAUUAAAUAGUGCAAUAUUGGUAUCACAAGGGAAACCGAAAAUUCCUUCAUUAGAGCAAGUUUAUCGACAGGCUUCGGUAGUCCUUCAUGAAUUAUCUAGGAAUGGUGUUGGUUCAAGUGCUUUUGUAAAUGUGCGCAAGGAUUGCUUAAUUUAA
Molecule: messenger RNA, 1509 nt
Organism: Dentiscutata erythropus
Lineage: Eukaryota; Fungi; Glomeromycota; Glomeromycetes; Diversisporales; Gigasporaceae
Source: the annotation of a GenBank genome assembly